GCUCACUGUAAAGUCAUUGUAAUGAUUUACCCAUAAAACACAAAGAGUGUGUCUUGUGACUGAUAUCACGUGACGGAGACAGACAAAUGACUGGAGGAUACAUAGGUUGCUGGUCUGACGUUCUUCCCCAAUGCUUCGUAGGAGCAUUGUUGUUAUAGAUGCGGGGUAUAAACACGCAAAGAAAACGUGUUUUAUUUUUGAGCAACCGUGGCGAAUUCUUAGGUUUUAUAUAUAUUUGAUGCGCGAUAAUUUAAUGCAUUUAUUUCUAGUUCCGUUCUCAACAUUUACUUCCAUUCAAUUAUUUCCUGACUGGAAUUCUUAAUUUGACAGAGUUUAGCGCCAAGGUGGCUGGUUCCGGCACGCGGAAUUAUCUCGCGUUGCUUGCGGGCACAAUGAGAGUUGUACAAUUGACGUCGGCUCAACUAAAGGAAAGAGGCACUUUUUAAAGGGAUCGGUCAGCUACACGUGAAGCCAGCUAGCCAGCUAAAUAUCGCCUGCAUUGGGAGUGUGUUUGAGGUUGAAAGGUGCGGCUAGCUGGAAUAUUUUGUGUAAAUUAAAAUGGCUACAGUAUCGUUACCAGCAAACGUCAGCGUCAUGUUACUGGACAUAGAAGGGACCACGACACCAAUUACAUUUGUCAGGGACAUUUUAUUUCCAUAUAUCAAGGAGCAUAUUGAGGAGUAUUUGUCUACACAUUGGGAAGAGGACGAGUGUAAACAAGAUGUGCAACUACUAAAAAAACAGGCAGAGCAGGAUGUCCGGGAGCACCGAGCAUGCCGAGUGCACAGCCCCGACCAGACGGUGCACACGGACGAGGAGAAGGCCAUCCGGGAGGUGGUGGACAAUGUGCUCUGGCAAAUGGCAGCUGACAGGAAGACCACGGCGCUGAAGCAGCUGCAGGGGCACAUGUGGCGUGCAGCCUAUAUGUCUGGGAAAAUCAAAGGCGAGUUAUACCAGGAUGUCGUUCCUGCCAUCAGGCGCUGGAGACAGCAGGGCCUCAAGGUCUACAUCUACUCCUCGGGAAGCGUGGAGGCCCAGAAGCUGCUGUUUGGAUAUUCUGUCGAGGGAGACCUCCUAGAGUUAUUUGAUGGACAUUUUGAUACCAACAUUGGCCUUAAAGUAGAGAGUAAAAGUUACCAGAGGAUAGCAGAGAGGAUCGGCUGUCCUCCAGAAGAAAUUCUGUUCCUCACAGACGUCACAAGAGAGGCAAAGGCCGCAGUGGAAGUGGGCAUGAACGUGGUCGUUGUGGUGAGACCAGGCAAUGCGGAGCUUGCCGAGGAGGAGCGCUCUCACUACAGGCUCAUCUCGUCCUUCAGUCAGCUGCAAGCAACUAAUUCUGCCUGAACAGUUACUUAGCGAGAGGGUCGCAUGGACCCGGAGCUGCUUUUUUGGGUCAGGUGGGAACUGGGGCCAGGUGAAGACAUUUGUGCAUCCAUUGCUGAUCACAUGAACGUGGGUCGAAACACACCUAAGGUUUUUUUUUUUUUUUUUUAAUUAUUUUUAAAUAUUUAAGUUUUGAUCCAUGCUAUCUUGGAUCAUUGUGCAGUACGGUGUAACUUCAGCGGAUAGGACUUAACAAAACAUUCCUGAGAUUUUUAGAGGUUUGCUUAUUUAGUUUUGAUCUUCAGUUCAGUUUAUCAGACUAAUGCCGUAGGCUAUUCUGAACACAUUUGGGCAAAUAAACAGAAAUAAUGAGUCCUUUUUAACCUUUAAGAACCCUAGAUGUAUUGUACAUGUAUUUCAUAGCAAAGAAAGAGUACAAUGUGCAUGAAAACUACUAUGACAUUUUUCCUCUGGGAUGUAUACUUGCACAAUGCAAAUAUAGGUUAAUAAUUAAAGCUGGAAGGCAGGAAAAAUGCUUACCAAACUUCUAGAAACUGGCACAAAUAAUGAACCAACAAUGUUCAUCUGAACCUUAAUACAUGGAUUAUCAUCAUAAAAACAACAAGCAUUAAAAUGAUUAAAAUGGGAAAAACACCCCAAAAGACA
This is a messenger RNA of Brienomyrus brachyistius, 1989 nucleotides long. It is a transcript of the gene enoph1, whose product is annotated as enolase-phosphatase 1. Bases 559 to 1344 code for a protein of 261 amino acids. The transcript has 6 exons. The record is from RefSeq and is a predicted model, not a curated record. Gene Ontology annotation, molecular function: acireductone synthase activity; magnesium ion binding. Lineage: Eukaryota; Metazoa; Chordata; Actinopteri; Osteoglossiformes; Mormyridae.